AUGAUGCUGCACCGACUUUCGCAUCCCCAGAUCGUUGAAGUGAUUGGCCUCGUGUCCGAGCAGGGCAUCGUCAACGGCUUCGUCAUGGAGCGCCUCGGAGAGUCCCUCGAGCAAGCUUCCAGCCGAGGCCAUCUGUGCUGGCAACGCCUGGAGAAGGCUUUCGGGCAGAUCGUCGAGGCGGUCGCGCACAUCCACCGUCUCCUGAUCGCGCACACCGACCUCAAGCCGGCGAACGCGUGCUUCAAGCGUUACGGGCACUUCCCCGUCAAGCUCAUCGACUUCGACUCCGCGCAGCAGCUGAAGGAUGCCGAUCAGACUAUGUACAGACUUGCGGGCAAUUUGGCUGCGGUGUCGCCCGAAAGGGCCGAGCGCCUCCCGUGCCAAUUCCUCCCUGAAGACGUCUUCAUGCUUGGCUGGACCUUCCGUCCCACGCUCCUCACCAGCACUCCGGCCGGCGACCCGCUGACCAAGCUGUGGGGCAUGUGCUGGUUCCUGUGCAGUGCAGAGAUCAAGGAAUCGUGGAUGCAUCCCUUGUCUGCCCCACUGCAGAUGGCACCGUGGCUGCAUGUGCUUAUGCAGAUCACCCACUACGCCGUCUACUGGUUCAACAGCACAGCUGGAGGGACGGAUUGCAGGUACCUUGCAUCGGAGGCACAGCUGCAGACGACGCUGAGUGGCGUCAUUUUUGGGGCCCGCUGGGGAGGUGCUUUCCAAACCUCCCGCUUCUUUGAGCGUUCACCGUUUCUGACGACUUGGAAAGCCGCUGCGUGUCAGUUCUUUUCGGGAACGGAUGUGGAAUUUAACCUGAAGACAUGCAUUCUAUGGAUGGAAAGAGCCAAGGCUGCUGUUAUGCCUGAGAACUCGAAUCGUGAUAGGACGUACUUCAAAGAUGGCAAACCCAGCCGGGAUCUCUGUUGGGAGCAUUCUGAGACGUUGGAUGGUACCUUCGUCCGUGGCAUUCGCAGGGCUUGCCGCGAUAUCGGCAUUUGGGCUUGUUUGGGUGUAGAUCUGCAUGGACGGGAGAAACCAACCGUUCACAUUGGGAUCUUGCUCAUUGCUCCAACUGGGAAGAUCGUUGGCUGCGUAAAGAAGCACGUUCUCUGGGACUUCGAGUACACCCUUUUCGAACCGGGCAGCGAGCCCUAUCUAUCAAGUGUUCGACACCGAGCUUGGGUUUUGUUGAACUCCCUGAACAGCCGGGGCCCUGAUGAAAUGCGGCUGCACAUCCCCUUGCGUGCUUCGAACGCAGUUUGGCACGUGGCCUCCAAGACCGUCGGAGUGAGAGUUGUGGCUUCGGAGGAACAUGACGACAUGGUGGUUGCGGAGGUGGCGAUGAUGCGGCUCAGUGCGACGCACACUCGCCAGUGCACCGAGUGGAUGACCCAGCGGCAGAUCUCCUACGCUGCCCGUCGAGGAGCGGUUCUGGGCGUCCUGCCCGCACUUUGGUGCUUCCGCCGUGAGGAGGUCCAGAAGGAUCCUGCGGAAGCUGCCGCCUACUCCAAUCAGGUCCUGAAAAAACUGCAAGGCUGGUGCAAAGACAGCAACUUCAACCUCUGCUGCAGCCUCGUGGAAGAGGAAGCAGGCAGUCGCUUCCACACAGCCUACUUGGUCGGAGCGGACGGUUCAGUGCUGCUCAAGUAUCGCAAGACUCACUUGAACCGUGUAGAGAGUUCUUGGGCCUCUCAGGGUGACUCCAUCGUCGUGGAGUCUGUGCCAGGCUUGGGACGGGUGGCCGUGCUGAUCGCAGACGAAGUCUGGAACCCUGAGCUUUCGUGGUGCAUCUCGCUUCAAGCCGCCGAGGUGGUAUUGCACCCGGCCGACUGGGACAGGGUCGAGGCCGCUGAGAUGGCAGCCACGGAGCGUGCAACCGAGAACCGCUUCCACCUGGUCUCCGUCCAUCGGCUCGACAGUCCGGGACGUGUAGGGUCUCAGACAACACUUGCUGGGGAAUGCAUCGGCGGCGAGCCGAUACCGCUCAUCCGAUAUGGCCACGGCAUUUGGUGUCGAUUCGGAGUUGAAGAACUCAUUGUUGUCGACUUACUUCGGCGGCAGCCGCACUGCAA
Symbiodinium necroappetens is the source of this 2063-nucleotide messenger RNA. The record is from the annotation of a GenBank genome assembly. NCBI's taxonomy places the organism in Eukaryota, Dinophyceae, Suessiales, Symbiodiniaceae.